Molecule: messenger RNA, 3754 nt
Organism: Xiphophorus couchianus (Monterrey platyfish)
Lineage: Eukaryota; Metazoa; Chordata; Actinopteri; Cyprinodontiformes; Poeciliidae
Gene: il1rl2
Product: interleukin 1 receptor-like 2
Exons: 12
Coding region: 189-1847 (552 amino acids)
Biological process (GO): signal transduction
Molecular function (GO): interleukin-1 receptor activity
Source: RefSeq, a predicted model, not a curated record
ACGAAACACCAAAUGCAGCAGCAUGGAAAACCCAGCAACCCAGAGAUCAGGACUGGUGCAAGUAACCAGAAGUUUGUCUAUACUUAACAUGAGUGGAGUGACAACUUGGCUCAGAAAAUGAGCCCCGUCGGAGGAGACGCACAGGAGCUCGAUGACUCUGACCUGUUCAGAUCCCGCAGGCGAGAACUAUGGCGCCCGGAGGCUGGACCUGCUUCCUAACUGCACUCCUGUCUCUGGCGUGGGCUGCGGGUCACGGCCACCAGGGGGAAGCAGACACCUACCACGUGAGUGCCGGUCACUUGUUUCUGCUGAGUUGCCAGAUUGCUGACGCUCAUUCCGAGAUAAAGUGGAGCAGAGGGGACGGAGGCGAUGGGAGCCUCCCCGCUGGGGUGGAGGUCAGAGACGGGUCGCUGUGGUUUCUACCCGUGCAGAUGACUCACAGUGGAAGCUACGUGUGUGAAAAAAGGAAUAAAAUGAAACCAUCAAAAGGACGAUUUAGAGUUUUAGUGUCCGGGUCGAGCUGUCCUGAUCCAAGUGAAGAGAUUUUGGCUACAAAGGAAACAAGUGAAGGUCUUCCGUGCAAACAGAACGAGAUCUUCAGACUGAAUCUCCCAAGGAAAAUACGAUGGACGAAGGACUGUCAGCAGGUGCAGUCGGAUGGAGACCCCGUCCAUCCGAACACAAACGGCCUCAUGAGGCUGGCGGACGUUUCGGAGGCAGAUGCAGGAAAGUACACGUGCCACGUGGACGUUACUGUAGACGGCCGGAAUUACACCGCAGCACGCAGCGUCCAGAUGACUGUCAAAAAUGGCACUCCGGAGCUCUUUCCAGAGAUUCAUGUUGUGAGGCCCAAAAACGAGGUGGUCAUAGUUGAAGUGGGUAAGAGAGCAGAGCUGCACUGUAAGGCCUACACCGGCUUCAGUGAGGACGAAGAGAUUUUCAUGUACUGGACCAUCAACGGGACAUACUCUAGCGACAUCAGUGGGCUGGUCGAGUCCUGGAAAUUUAUCCAUGAAAGAGGCAAAGUAUUUGGUGAGUCCACUCUGUCCAUCGCCGCAGUUCGAAACGAGUUCCUGAACAUCCCCAUCCAUUGCCACAUCUCAAGCCCGGUGGAAGUGAAGGUCGGGGAGGCCCGGCUCCAAGAAGCUGACCCAACUGAGCGCAACACGUUCUACAUGAUCGUGUCUCUCUGGCUCUCUGCCCUCUUUACCAUCCUGAUCCUGACGGCCUUCGUCCUCGUCUGCAAAGUCAACCUCUUCUUAGCGUACAGGGCACUGAAGACAGUGUUUUCCAAACAAGUUCCAGAUGGGAAACUUUACGACGCCUACGUGAGUGUCGGUCAGUCGGCCAUGCUGAGUUUGGACGGCGUGGCCUGCUUUGCCCUGCGCGUCCUGCCAGAGGAGCUGGAGCAGAAACACGGCUACUCCCUGUACAUCAGAGGACGGGACGACCGCCCUGGAGAAGCGAUCCACGACGUCAUCUCUGCCGCGGUGCGCCAAUGCCGCCGACUGCUUAUCGUCUUGUCGUCUGCCGGUAAAUCAAAGGAGACGGCGCAGUUCUGGGAGAAUCCCAACCAGCUCACGUACGAGCAGAAAGUGGGUCUUCAUGACGCUUUGAUGCGAAACGAUCCUAAAGUUAUUCUGGUGGAAGUCGACGGUCCGGUGGAUUACAGUCAGCUGCCGGAGUCACUGCGCUACAUCAAGCGGACACAAGGAGCUCUGGAGUGGAAAAGCUCGUUUGUUGAAACCAACAAACUGACUCAGAUGUACUUGAAAAGCAACUUUUGGAAGAGCCUGCGCCGUCACAUGCCAGCCGCACCUGCAAGGAGGCCGCAGAGCAUCGCUUGAAGCGGUGAACGUACUUUGAUUUGUCCGGAAGGCUUAAAGAUGGCAUCCAUCAGAAUCUUCAGUUGUCAGAAGUCUCUGUCCUGAAGCCGUCCACACGCGGGGACUAAACAACCUAUGCUUUUAUAAAGUGAAGAACAUUUCCUGAGCUGAGCUGUGUUACUUUCCUUGUCUUUGGUGUUGUUUUGAAGCAUCUCAGAUUUCUUUGACUCGAGCUGAUUCAGUUUGUAGGGCUCCAUGAAAGCUCUUUCUAUACUUGUUCCCAAACUCAAAUCUCUGGCCAAUGAAGUCCAGAGAUUUGAGUUCCUCUUCACAAAUCGAAGUGAAUAACAAAAAUUAUAACGGAGCACUUUUACAAUGAACAGCAUGCCAGUUGCAAGGAUUUCUUGACAAUAUUUUGGUAGUUAAUGCUUUUUGUGUUGCUAACUAGCUCAAACUGUCGCACACGGCGAACUACCAGCUACUGCACAGUUUUUAUGCAAACUCUGUUACACUUAAUUGCUUCAGAAGAUGAAACGCAUUCAUUAAGAUAAGUUGAUACAUUUUAAAUAAUCAGUUUUAUUUUUUUUUUAAAGAAAAUUAGCAGUUCGAACCAACCUGGCCCUGUGAGAAGCAGUAAAUGCCCCCAUGGUGGCGAUAAGUGCCAAUAAGCAUUUCUGAUAGCGAUCAAUGAGUCUUAAUAUCGCUAUGAGGGAAAUUUGACCCACUCUUCUUUGCAGAAUUUUUUUAAAUUUCAGCUGCAUUGGAGGGUUUUCAGACAUAAAUAGUAUAUUUUUGUCGUCAAGAGAUCAUACCAAGUUGUCCACAUUACACACAUCUUGCAUAACUUUGAUAACAAAUCAGAUUUCUUUUUUAAAAUAAAGUAGAACACCACGCAACAGAAAUAAUAGUAAUAAUAAAAAAGGUGGGCUAAAAGUAAUAAUAAUAUUUUGACCUAUCUUUUUAACUUACUGACAUGGUGGGUUAAUUGCAAUAUUCUACACAAUGAGAAGUUGAAGUUUUUAGGUCCAUUUGCGAGAAAACUGUGGCUGAUUGUUGGCGGCAUUUUUCUUCCAUCCUCAAAAAUAUUCUUCGUGUUUAAGCCGUAGUGAUGAGCAGUGUGUUUAAAGCUUUCUAAGCUGAUGUCAAUGAAUUUCUUCCUCCUCUGCUCUCUUGUCUAACCAGAUGACCACUUACCGUAUCACGUUUUAACCACUUCCUGUUUUUUUUACUUUGCCCGUCUGAAGCAUCAUGUUUUCUUACACCAGGUGGGAUUAUGUUUUCUCCUCAGAAGCAUCAAUGUUGGAAGAGUUAAAAGGCUUUUCCAAAUUUGGUGCAGUUCAUAAUUCUAUAGUGAAAAAUAUGUAUAUAUAUUCAAACUACAAUAUUUAAGAUGGAAACAGAGUGAACAAGGAUGGCAUAUUUGGAAGAGCUGCCAAUAGAAAUCCUCUUUUCUAUUAGAUACUGAUAUCAAUUUAAUAACGCCUCAGUGGCAGGCACUGCAUUUUACAUUCUGAAAAUGUUUAUUUAUUUAUUUAUAUAUUUUGGUUAAUUUUUUGAUUUUAUAUUUUCCAUGUUUGUUUAGUUUUUCUUGCUGAUGCAGGAAACAUGUGUAACAACAAUAUUUUUUUUAAAGUGAUUCUGUCCAGGCAGACUUUAUCACACUUUCAGCCACAUCUACAGCCGGAGCAGGUAACACCAGGCUGAGCACAUUAUUUUGUAAAUGUUGACACUUUAAUGCAAAGUUGGGGCUUUUAAUGGACUGUCAAUGCAACUUUGCAUUACAAGUGUCAUUAUUUACCGAAUGCCACUUCAUGACAACCGACUGCUUCGUGUUCAUGACAGCGUCAUGUCAGCCUUAUGCACACCCCGUCAAAUAAAGCGUUGCCAAGUACCGAUAUUUGAUUUUAAAUUAAAAAAAAUAAUUCAAA